UCGUGACGUCAGGGACGGGGCGUCAAGGUGAAGAAGAUGGCGGCGGCCAUUUUGGCGAGGUUGCCCGGACGCCUGAGGCCGGUCCUGGGCGCGGGGCUUCCCGGCCGCGUUUCGACCCGGUCCACGUUCAACCUCCGAGAUGAGAACGCCAAACCCAACUGGCUGAAAGUUGGCCUGACCCUUGGCACCAGUGUGUUUCUCUGGGCCUUUCUCAUCCAUCAACAUAAUGAAGAUGUUUUAGAAUACAAAAGAAGAAAUGGAUUGGAAUGAAACAAUGGGAACUGUUUGCCCGAGGUGUGCUACAACUGACAUUCUUGAUCAUCGUUCUGAGGACUAAUAUGGGGAAAAAAACUCUCCGAAUAUCGCAUCAGCGUGUGUGCUGCCUUCUGAAAUCUAUAAAUAAAAACAUCUAGAAAAGGA
Molecule: messenger RNA, 420 nt
Organism: Ornithorhynchus anatinus (platypus)
Lineage: Eukaryota; Metazoa; Chordata; Mammalia; Monotremata; Ornithorhynchidae
Gene: NDUFC1
Product: NADH:ubiquinone oxidoreductase subunit C1
Exons: 4
Coding region: 37-270 (77 amino acids)
Cellular component (GO): mitochondrion
Source: RefSeq, a predicted model, not a curated record